AUGUACGCAAUGUUUCUCUGUGCAUUGUUACUAGCUAUUCCCCAUGGCACACUGGGCCAGGCAGACUAUCUGGCAAAUGCAGAGACGGCCGCCGCUCCUCUGCUGUUCAAGCUGUACAAUAUGAGCAGUGGCCUCUGGGACACCACCGGCUGGUGGCAAAGCUCCAAUACCAUGACCACGUUAGGAGACCUCGCUGCUAUAGACCCGAAUGCAGAAGACUCUGUCAGCGCCAUAUUUGCCAACACUCAUGUGCAGGCUCCAAAUACUCACCGGGAUUUUCUGAACGACUUCUACGACGAUGAGGGUUGGUGGGCGCUAGGCUGGAUCAAUGCACACGACAUCACUCAGGAACCAGAGUACCUCCAAACCGCGGUCGACAUCUUUGAGGACAUGACUGGCGGAUGGGGCACUCCUUGUGGUGGCAUCUGGUGGGACAAGGCCCAUACUCAGGUCGUCGCUAUCGCCAAUGAGCUCUUCUUCAGCGUGGCUGCCUCCCUAGCCAAUCGCAAGCCGGAUGAGCGUGACUACUAUCUCGACUGGGCGCAGAGGUCACGCGACUGGUUCGAGAAGAGCGGCUUGGUCAAUGCGCAGGGUGUGGUCAACGAUGACCUUGCCUUGGCCACAUGCAAGAACCCCGGGGAUACUGUUUGGUCCUACAACCAGGGCGUCAUUCUGGGUGCAUACGUCGAGCUCGCUAAAGCCGAUGCCAAUGAGGCUCAUCUCACAGCCGCCUCUUCUAUUGCCACCGCCACUAUCGCCAACCUCACCGACGCUAACCAAAUCCUUCAUGACGUCUGUGAACCAAAUUGCGACGUCACCGCCGCCCAGUUCAAAGGCGUCUUCAUGCGCAACCUCCGAAUCUUGCACAACGCUGCCCCCCGAGCCGAGUUCGCCACCUUCAUCAACAAGAACGCGGACAGUAUCUGGGCCAACAACCGCAUCACCUCUGGCUCCGACACCCUGUUGGGUCAUGUCUGGUCCGGUCCGUUCAUCCCACCAGCCAACGCGACGACGCAGAGUUCCGCUCUCGACGCCCUGGUGGCUGCAGCAUCAAUUGCACAAUGA
Molecule: messenger RNA, 1065 nt
Organism: Endocarpon pusillum Z07020
Lineage: Eukaryota; Fungi; Ascomycota; Eurotiomycetes; Verrucariales; Verrucariaceae
Exons: 1
Coding region: 1-1065 (354 amino acids)
Biological process (GO): carbohydrate metabolic process
Source: RefSeq, a predicted model, not a curated record